ACAUGAGACGCAGGCGCAGAACUACCACUCCAGGAGGACCCGGAGGCCAUGUGGCCUCUGCGCUAGGAGAAACUACAUUUCCCAGAAAGUUUUGUACCGCCCGGGCAGAGCCUAUUCGCUUUGGAAUAGCCGGCGUGGGGACGUCGCGACCAGCGGCUGGACAUGGCUUUCUUGAUCGGAUCCGUAGGUCGCCAGUUGGGUCGCGUCAGGUGGCUCCAGCCCCGCGCCUGUCUGGGGCUCCCCGACGCUUGGGGACUCCUCGCCAUACAGCAGAACCGGGGAAAGGCGCGUGGAAAUGAGUAUCAGCCGAGCAACAUCAAACGCAAACACAAACACGGCUGGAUCCGGCGCCUGAGCACACCGUCCGGCGUCCAGGUCAUCCUUCGCCGCAUGCACAAAGGCCGCAAGUCGCUGAGCCACUGAGGAUCGCGAAGCGGCCGGCAGGACCCCCAUUAGAGCAUCUCUCUGUCCUGGGACCUCUCCUGCCGUUGUUUUUGUGGGGAGCCGGGACAACCCAGACAUGAGCGCCCCUCAAGUUGUGGAAUCGCCCCCGGGGGAGGAGUCUGGGGUUGCACUGAGAGUGGGAGUAGGAAGUCAGACCUUGCCUAGUCCCUUUCCACGCUAUUGAAUUAGGAAGAAUUUCGAACGUACGGCAAUAGUCCACAGUGAACCCCGUGUACUCAGUACACAGCUCUGACCACCAAUUACCCACAACCCACCUUCCCCCUGUGUUAUAUGGCAGCAAAUCUCAGGCAUUGGGUUAUUUUUUCUGUAUUUCAGAAUGCAUCUCUCCAAGAAAAGGGCUCUUUAAAACAUAAUCACAAAACUUUUCACAUCUAAAAAGUGGUUAACAAUUCCUUAAUAUUGUCUAAUAAAUGUUCAAAUUUCCA
Molecule: messenger RNA, 890 nt
Organism: Ailuropoda melanoleuca (giant panda)
Lineage: Eukaryota; Metazoa; Chordata; Mammalia; Carnivora; Ursidae
Gene: MRPL34
Product: mitochondrial ribosomal protein L34
Exons: 2
Coding region: 163-423 (86 amino acids)
Biological process (GO): translation
Cellular component (GO): ribosome; mitochondrial large ribosomal subunit
Molecular function (GO): structural constituent of ribosome
Source: RefSeq, a predicted model, not a curated record